AUGGAACCGCCUCGGUUUACACUGAGAGGAGUCCCGACUACCGACGACGUACUGACCCAACAUACACCCAAAGGACGACAAACGCUAACCAUGAAAAGCCAGAAUGCGUCCCUGCUCCCCUACACCCUAGAAUGGCCACAAAACUACACUAAACUACAAGCGACACAGUCCGAGCCCAUACUAUACUGA
This is a messenger RNA of Pelobates cultripes (western spadefoot toad), 189 nucleotides long. The record is from the annotation of a GenBank genome assembly. Lineage: Eukaryota; Metazoa; Chordata; Amphibia; Anura; Pelobatidae.